Messenger RNA from Ictalurus punctatus (channel catfish), 6209 nucleotides. RefSeq names its product helicase (DNA) B (gene helb). NCBI's taxonomy places the organism in Eukaryota, Metazoa, Chordata, Actinopteri, Siluriformes, Ictaluridae. Bases 115 to 4050 code for a protein of 1311 amino acids. The transcript has 16 exons. The record is from RefSeq and is a predicted model, not a curated record.
CCGGAUGGAAGAAGAAGAAGAAGAAGAAGCGAAGGAAAAGAGAAGUAACGUUGUCACGUGACCUGUAGUGCGGUAAAUACGAAGCUAAUUUUUUUUUUUACUACGUGCCGUUUAAUGGAGAAAAGAUUAAGUUAUAAUAAUAUGAGCGCCAGUAAAUACGUGAAGUUGGUGGGUUACAUUUUGCCACCAAAGACGGAUAACGCGGCUGAAGAGUCCGAAAACGACGAAGGAGAGGAAGAGCCAGUGCCGGAGUUUCUGGACAUGAAGGAAAUGGCCUCUGUCUUUUCUGGGGGAUUCAUGUCUCAGCAGUCUGUACCCGCGGCGGAUGAAGUGGAUUUCAUGUUUCAUGGGAAGAAAGUACGUGUUAAGGGCCGAUUUCCUCUCAGGAACCCAUGGUGGGAGAUCUCCUGCGGUGCCCAGCAACACUCCCGUAAACUGGUGGUCGACGGCUACCCUUCCUACAAACUCCAUACAGACCUGAAAAAUGGCUGGCGCACUUUCGUGUCUCUCUUCCUGAAGGAGUGUGAUGUGGAACCUAAUUUUGUCACCCGGUUCAUGCAAUGGCUACCAGAGGACAGAUAUGUGGACCUCAUAAACGUAGUGGAAGCUCUGCACGAAUUUGGAGAGAAUAUCAAAGACACAAGGGAAGAAGCUGAUUAUGCCAAGUCUAACAUUUGGAAAUCAGAUGCAGGUUUUCUUGUAAGAGCUGCCACCAUCUAUCCUUAUAUCAUGAAAUACUUGCCAACGUUGCUGCCAGGGCAGUUUUUAAAUCUACUGAAAAAAGGGAAAGAGGAAGAGGAGAAACAGCAGUCUAAAAUUGAUGAAGGAAACAGGGAAGGUUCCCCACAGAAAAAUAAUACGAGUCCCUUAGCCAGACUGGAAGAGCUCAUCAAGACUGAUGUGUGGAAGUUUGGCUUUGGCUAUGUGAGUAAGACUGGAUAUUGGAGAGACACUAACCAGUCAAGUAUGCAGAAAAGGCCACGUAGUGCUUUCCUCCGAGUGUGUUCUGCUGCCUUGUACCGCAGCGUGAGCAGCCGUUUGAAAAGAAGCACUGACUGGCUUUACAUGUCUUGGGAGAAGCACAUGCUAGCUCUCAUCCUUCCUGGAUGUUUUUGCUAUAUUUUUUCCCAAAUGUUCUGUAGUUUUAACUCUUUCUGCUUUGCUUCAUGUCCAGUGGAUUUCAUGUUUCAUGGGAAGAAAGUACGUGUUAAGGGCCGAUUUCCUCUCAGGAACCCAUGGUGGGAGAUCUCCUGCGGUGCCCAGCAACACUCCCGUAAACUGGUGGUCGACGGCUACCCUUCCUACAAACUCCAUACAGACCUGAAAAAUGGCUGGCGCACUUUCGUGUCUCUCUUCCUGAAGGAGUGUGAUGUGGAACCUAAUUUUGUCACCCGGUUCAUGCAAUGGCUACCAGAGGACAGAUAUGUGGACCUCAUAAACGUAGUGGAAGCUCUGCACGAAUUUGGAGAGAAUAUCAAAGACACAAGGGAAGAAGCUGAUUAUGCCAAGUCUAACAUUUGGAAAUCAGAUGCAGGUUUUCUUGUAAGAGCUGCCACCAUCUAUCCUUAUAUCAUGAAAUACUUGCCAACGUUGCUGCCAGGGCAGUUUUUAAAUCUACUGAAAAAAGGGAAAGAGGAAGAGGAGAAACAGCAGUCUAAAAUUGAUGAAGGAAACAGGGAAGGUUCCCCACAGAAAAAUAAUACGAGUCCCUUAGCCAGACUGGAAGAGCUCAUCAAGACUGAUGUGUGGAAGUUUGGCUUUGGCUAUAUAAUGUAUAAAGAGUUCCGAUUAGUCAGAUGUGAGACUACACUGAAGGACUUUAUGUCCUGUGAGUUAUUCAGCAAAAUGUCUUCUGAGCAGCAAAAUGCCCUGAAGGUGUACCACGAACUUAAAGGCUACUGUAGUCAGUUUGGCCACACCUACAUUGACCGGACGGUUCUGGAGGAGAAGAUGAAAAUGCAAGAAGAACGCAUUUGGGAAGCCGUGGCCUUCCUUCGCAAGCAUGGAGUGGUGAUCAUAGAAAAGCAGAAGAUUGCCCUGAGGAAUCUCUACAAGUAUGAGAAAGAAAUUGCUGAAUGUCUCCAGCAACUAAUAGAGGGGGAACCCUGGAAGAUUGAUCUGGACGUGAGGAAGGUUCUCCUCUCCGCAGCGCAUGAUCUAAGAGAGUCUGCCUCAGGUGUGCAUGGCCCCAUGGAUGAAGAACCUGAGGCCACCUCUAUAAAGCUGGACCCAGACCAAGUGCGAGCAGCAGAGAUGAUGUGUGCCAAUGCUGUGACAGUGGUCAGUGGAAAGGGGGGCUGUGGCAAGACCACCGUGGUCAGUAUGAUCUUUAAAGCUGCCAUGAAGCAACAGGAGAAGAUUAGAGAGGAUGAUCAUGACAGCACCAGGGAGGAGGGUGAGAAGAAAGAGAAUAGCAAAGAGCCACUGGAGGUUCUUCUUACUGCUCCCACAGGUAGAGCUGCAUCACUUCUGACCAAGAAAACCUGCUUCACAGCUUAUACCAUGCAUCAGGUCUUAUGGAGUUACAUGCUUACGAAAAAACAACCAAGUGGGGAGCCAAUAAACUGGAAGUUUGCCAACGUCCGAGUGCUGGUGGUGGAUGAAGGCAGUCUUGUGUGUGUGCAGAUCCUUUCCUCCAUCCUGUCAAUGCUCACCAAACAUGCACAACUACAAAAGUUCAUAAUUCUGGGAGAUAUAAGGCAGCUGCCCAGCAUUCAACCAGGAAAUGUCCUCAAUGACCUCUUUACCAGUCUAAAGAAGGUGAACUGGGCCAUCGAAAUGUGCACCAACCACCGUGCUGAAUCAGAGCUCAUUGUCCAAAAUGCUGGAUUAAUAGCAGAUAUGGGUGUUACUAAAAAGUUUCAUAAUCUAAACUAUGAUGCUACUGUAGAACUGGGUAAAAAACGCACACUACCCUCACCUGACAAGAGGUUCAUUGAGAUCCUUCUUCCAGAAAAGGAAAACGAUGAUGAUCUACAGAAUUCUAUAAAGUGUUUGCUGAGAGGCCCAGCACCAGGGCUGGUGGAUCAUGAGUCUUCACAAUUUGUUGCCUUCAAGAGGACUGAAUGUGCUCUGAUUAAUGAGCUUUGCUGCAAGCAUUACUGUAACCACAACACCAAGACUCAUAAAAACAAAAUGAACUUUCAGAUUGGCGAUAAAGUAUGUUGCACAAGGAAUGGCUAUGUAACUGAUAUAGACAAAAAAGAUGAAGCCAAAGACCAGGAGGACGAAAUGGAUGGAAGCAAAAGUAAAAAAGAACGCUUGUGCAAUGGGGAGAUUUUCUUUAUUACACAGGAUGUGACGGUAAAGGAAGACACUGCACGGAAGUGCGUUAAAUUGAGAUACCUGACUCUAGAUAACAAGCAGGGAGAAAAGCUGACUGUUGAAUACAGGGAGCUAAUGAGACAGUGUAAACUACGACAUGCCUGGGCUCGAACCAUUCACACCUUUCAGGGCUCAGAGGAAAAGACUAUUGUGUAUGUUCUUGACAGUGGCAUCCCUCAAACUUGGAAACACGUUUAUACUGCAGUCACACGAGGUCAGAGCCGAGUGUAUGUCUUAGCAAAGAAGGAUGGGCUUGAGAACGCCAUCCGAAGACACGUCAUCAAACGCAACACACGACUAGAAGGCCAUGUUGUGAACUUGUUACAUGAAUUAGGAUUAGCCGAUAAAGAUUUUCUCAGUCAGGCAAGUCAGUCUCAAUUCAACUCGCCAAAGCGAGGUUAUGGAUUUCAGACUACUCAGUCUACACACGAGUCAUUGUCAAGCCCAGGUCCAUCCCAAGCUUACCCUGGAAUGAGGAAUUUGAAGAAUGUGACCUGUCAAAACCUCACUGAUACUGGUAGUAUGUUUGGUGACCUCAGUUUCCCCAAAUCAGCAAGUCCAAGUCCAUGUAAGCGAGAAAGAACCACGGACAACUGCACCAUGCCAUCCAAACAAAUGAAGGUGGACACACCACUGGGCUGCUCCAAGCUAAAGUCCCUGUCUCUUAACAGCAUCACUCCCAGACAGCUCUACCCAAAAGCUCCACAGUCGCACCAGGACCAGUGAGUGCAUGAGCAAGAAACGUCAGGAAGAGCCUGCCAAAUACCUUGUUUGCUGUGACAUGCCGAAGGUCAGAGUGGGACUUUGUGUGCAUUGCAGCAUUUAAGGUGAUUCACCUUUAAACUAGAUAUAGAUCCGGCAAAGUACAGAAUGCCAUUCUGUAGUUUUGUGGAUUUCAGUGUGUUUUACUUAUUGAGUGUCACAAGUCAAACAAUAUUUCAUAUUCAUGGUGAUUUCAGUGCAGUGAGCAUUUCAAGAUAACAUUUCAAAUGCGUAAGGUGUUUAUUUUAGUUUUCAUAUCAUGCAUGCUGUAGUGAUUAUAGCAUAUUAUGUUUUAUUUUUGUCAGGGUUUGCAUACAAAUACUUGCUCCUGCAUUACAAUCUAAAGUGAACAAAUCAUGGAAGAAUCUGGCAUAUAUGCACACAACUUAUAAUCAUAACUUUCUGCAACUUUCUGUCCUAUAAGUAAUUGAUUUCCUUAGUUUGUCAUGUUCAUAAUCAUUGUGUGUGUACAUUAAUGCUAAUGUACACUGAAAUAGAAUUCCUGUAAUUAUGUUUAAUACUCACAAAAAUGCUAUGUUGACUUUGCUAAAAAUAUUUGACAUGAGAGUUUACAUUGUUUGUGUGAAAUCAGAAACGCUAAUUAAUUAUUUUUAAUAAAAAAAUUAAUUACAUAUUUAAUUUAAAAAAUAUAUUUUAUUUGCUUCAUGCAUUGGUAUUUUGUUUGAAUUUACUGUGCAGGCUGCCACCGCUUCACUGUCAGUAUUUAUUCAUGAAACAGCUAGAGCUGCAACUAAAGAUUGUUUUCAUAAUAGGUUAAUUGGAGUGGGGUGGGGACAAAAUUUCAAUACCAUUUAUUUCGUUUAUUUAAAAUAAAAUCCACAAACUGAGUGUUAAAAAUAUAAACUUCACACUAAAACUUUACAUUAAAACAAUUGUUUGUUUGUUUGUAUAUUUUAUAUUAUAUAUGUUUUAUGCACAAAAUUAAUAAAAUCUCACUUUCACUGCACCUCAUACUUUCUAUUACUCACUGCCUUUAGGCAUAUUUUUGUUAUUUAUGUUUAGUUUGAUCGUACCGUUUUAAUUAAACAUUACAGAUCUUACUUCCGCUCCCACUGUUUAUCACCAUGUCUACCAUUGUGAGUGAGGAGCAACGCGACCUCGUUACUAACAGAUUACUUAUAGAUCGCUCCAGUUAUAAUAACACGGUUUAUACUGCAACCACGCAAAUACAGCAUAUAAUGACAAGUAACCUGGUUUAAACUGAACCUCUUAAGCAGCUCGUACCUUCCCCAACCCCUUGCACACAGUGGAGCAUUUUGGAUAUAAACAGUUUGGAUAUAAAGUUUGUGCUCGUGCAUCACUGUCGUGCUUCCGUGCUAUACAAGCUCCGCUUUGUAAAGUUUGCAAGUUACAAUGUUCUUGGUGGCUUUCCUGCCUUAGAGGACUUGGGUCGCACUCUUUCUUCCUCAGGCACUUGACGAUUAUGCCUCCGUCUGAUGGUGACUGAGGUCAUAUUGGGAAUAUAAAAAGGUAAUGCUGAGAUAAACAGUAAACUGAAGAAACUCAUGGUCGUUGACUCUGGGUAUUCUGCUAAAGCUAGCGGAAUCGUAUUAUGUGUGUUUUACAUUAAGUGCCAUCGACUGGGAAAUGGCUUAUAUGUCCGGUUAGUAAAAAAACCCGCUAGUGUUCCAUUUGAGACGAUAUUACCCUUCUAAAAUUCAUACACUAGAUGAUAGAGGGCAUAGUCUAAGUGUAUAGUACAUCAUUUGGGACACAGAGAGUCUGUACUCUCUGAUGCGUGUUUUCGAAACAGAAGUAACGCAACGAGUAAAUGUACCCCGUGUUGCAUGCAGACCAACUAAUCGAUAAUGAGAUUUGUUGACAACGAUUUUCAUAAUCGAUUUAUUAUGAAUUUUAUCAAUUAGUUGCAGAAAUGUGCCAUCAUCCUUAGUAACCCAGGCCGUUCUCAUUUGAGGAAUUCCUUAGUAAUGAAAAUGUUUAAAAGAGAAAGACUUAGUAGUAAGAUUAAAUUCUUUGUGAAAAUAGCCACUGGUCUCUCACACAUGCUUAAAAUUCAACUUGCAUUAAAAAAAGGAGCAACUGUAAACAUAACCCACACUCCAGAUUCCUGUUACAUUGCCAGUUAUAUUUAUACAUAAAUA